AUGAAGAAAAGAGAAAGUAUUUCUGAACCUCCUCUAGAUAAAUUGGAACAAAUAAGAUAGAAGUUUUCAAAAUAAUUAAUCAAAGUAAAAUCCAAAGGUUUUGUGACAUGUAGCAUUGGAAAAUCAAUAUAAAAUGAUGCUGGAUCAAGAAUUUCAUAUGGGAAAAGUUCCUUCCUGGAAAAACUCUAAUCAAUCAAUUCAUUUGAAGACGAUGAGAAAACUCUACUAAAAUCUAUUUAAUUUGAUGUUCAAUUGGCAAUUAAAAGAUAUUAAUAAAGAAUUGAGUAAAUCGGACAGUUGCAAGUCGAAAGAAGUUCAUUGCGAUCCUGCUAAUAAGAUAUUAUGCAAUACUUUACAACUCCUUAAUAGGAAAAAACUGAUGCCCAUUUGGAUUCUUUAUUGUCCUCUAAGAGAUCUACUUGCAAAAGUACUUAAUAGAAUACAAUUAUUAAUCCUAAUUCAAAUAAAUUGAUGCCAUUUAAUAAAAAUGUUUUUGGAAAUAAGAAUUCAAACAAGACCUUCAAAAUCAUAUCUGAGAAAUAGAAUAAAGUAAAGUAGAAUAAAAAAUCAAGCAAUUAAUCUCUUACCGAAAUAAGCAUGCAUAAAAAGAAGCAAUCUAAAGAUGGAACUCUUAGUUAAAAAUCUGUUUCAACUCGCUAGCCAAGUGUAAAGGAAAUAGCAAUUAAUUUAGAAUAAAGAAGAUCUACUGGAAUGAUAUUACGAAAUCAAUCAAGAUAAUCAAGAAAUUCUAUUAAUUCCUUUGAUAACAAGUAACCUGCUAAAAAACUUUAGGUAUUUUGA
This is a messenger RNA of Paramecium tetraurelia, 801 nucleotides long. RefSeq lists its product as uncharacterized. NCBI's taxonomy places the organism in Eukaryota, Ciliophora, Oligohymenophorea, Peniculida, Parameciidae. The record is from RefSeq and is a predicted model, not a curated record. The transcript has a single exon.